UACACGCCGCUUUCUCUCGCACCAUUUCAUUGGCUGGCGAAGCAAAUACAGUCUUUGCCUCCGAACGACAAGUUAUAAAAAAAAAAACAACAAUCAACACUUCACAGAAGUCGCGCAGGGUUGAACGAUGGGUCGAGAAAAGGUGAAAAAUGCCUCUGUUUGUUUGGCUGCAGUCGUUAUUCUGAUGUGUUACUGGGUGGGAACUGCAGACUGCCUUCGACUGAGGAAAUCUCAGAGACGAGUCGUGCAGAGAGAAACUGCCUUUCCUCCCUCAAGUCGAGUUCAAGAAGGAGAGGUCGUGUUUGGGAGGGUUUUUGAGGUCCCACAUGGACGCAAACAGCAAAACGCCUCAGUGGAUGAUGAAACUGAUUAUCAAGCAGAUUUUACUGGCUGGUCUCAGCAGGCUGACAUGGACGAGACCUCCAAGGUGAAAUGGAAUCCCUUGGCAACCUCUCUGCAUUGUUUUGGUGACCACAUGAAGUUCAGGUCACUCGGACCAGGAGCUUCACAGCUUGCAGUGGAGCGAGCACAUGAGCCCCCGAUGCCUCUUUCCAUGGUGCCUCCAAAAUGUGGCUACAGAACGCAUGGGAACUCGAUGGCGUUUGUUCUGAUGGCUCCGUAUCAUGGCUGCAACAUGAUUCAACAGGGAGGAAAUUACAUGCUACCACUACUCUGGCAAGGCCAUCCUCUGUCUCUGUUAUGUCCCAAACGUGCAAGAACGAAGGUUCCCCAGAUGGCGCAGGUUCCCCAGAUGGCGCAGGUUCCCCAGAUGGCGCAGGUUCCCCAGAUGGCGCAGGUUCCCCAGAUGGCGCAGGUUCCCCAGAUGGCGCAGGUUCCCCAGAUGGCGCAGGUUCCCCAGAUGGCGCAGGUUCCCCAGAUGGCGCAGGUUCCCCAGAUGCAGAGCUGGCCUUACUUUGACUUUUAUUCUCAUCUCAUCCCUGCGCUGCCUGAACCUGCAAAACCUCUGCCACAACUUCCCUUCCACCUGUACUGGCACCCUUUCCCACCUCAGACAACUGCCCCACCACCUACCACAUCAGUACCUAAAAUCUUAUAUCCUCACAUUCCCUUUCCACCGUAUUUCCCCGUCCCAUACUGGCUUCAGUUUCCAGAAUCUUCUCCCUUCUUGCCUUAUCCAACUGAAAAACCUCCAAAGUCUCCAACUUCAGGACAGAAGACAACACCAGUUUCAUCUAAAACUACAGAGUCUCCUGCACCUACCCAGGGUCCUUCUGAUGCCCCUGCACAGUUGUAUCCCAUCGAGUACCUACCUGUUGUUCCAAAUGAAAAUUUUCCACACAUGUUUUAUUCUCAUAAAGGCUAGUGUGAAGCUUUAAAAUAAAUUUUUGAAAACGA
Poeciliopsis prolifica (blackstripe livebearer) is the source of this 1356-nucleotide messenger RNA. RefSeq lists its product as uncharacterized. NCBI's taxonomy places the organism in Eukaryota, Metazoa, Chordata, Actinopteri, Cyprinodontiformes, Poeciliidae. The transcript is spliced from 4 exons. The record is from RefSeq and is a predicted model, not a curated record. Bases 128 to 1324 code for a protein of 398 amino acids.